Messenger RNA from Anguilla anguilla (European eel), 1115 nucleotides. RefSeq names its product HD domain containing 3 (gene hddc3). Lineage: Eukaryota; Metazoa; Chordata; Actinopteri; Anguilliformes; Anguillidae. Gene Ontology annotation, molecular function: guanosine-3',5'-bis(diphosphate) 3'-diphosphatase activity. The transcript has 4 exons. The coding region runs from base 291 to 830 and encodes 179 amino acids. The record is from RefSeq and is a predicted model, not a curated record.
CAUAGAAAUCUGUGGAACAGGUUAGCGGAAGCUAUCCACAUUCUUGUAUAUCUCGAUGAGUCAAACACGGAAAGAGCGAUGGGCAAAAGUCGUUUUGCUCAUUUAACUGAGUGAAAAUAUUUGUGGGCUUUAUACAAAGUAAUUAUUUUGCUUAUUUAUUUAUAUAUUUUGAUACGAAUAGGUAACUAGUUAAAUUACUUGUAGCAGGUGAAAUUUAAAGUCUGUUGUGGGUAACGUAGCGUUAAUAAAUGUUACUCCAGUAUACAUGACCUGCUAUCUGUAGUGAAAUAAUGAGUUCAGAUUCAGCGCUGUUGUUGGAAACCGUACACUUUGCGGCAGAAAAACAUAAAAAUCAACGGCGGAAGGACCCUGAAGCCACACCAUAUAUCAACCACCCAAUUGGUGUGGCAAGAAUCUUAAGCCAUGAAGGUGGAAUUACUGACAUUGAAGUUUUACAGGCAGCUUUGCUUCAUGAUACAGUGGAAGACACUGACACCACCAUUACAGAGCUUGAGGCGGUAUUCGGGCAGACGGUGGCCAGAAUUGUCCAAGAAGUAACAGAUGACCGCACUCUGACCAAGCAAGAGAGGAAGCGUCAGCAGGUGGAGCAUGCGCCAUAUUGCAGCCACCAGGCCAAACUGGUGAAACUAGCCGACAAGCUGUACAACCUGAGGGAUCUCAACCGCUGCACGCCCUCUGGGUGGACAGAAGAACGGGUCCAGGAGUACUUUGUGUGGGCGGCACAGGUAGUGAGAGGAUUACGUGGCACCAACCAGACACUCGAGAACAACCUGCAGCAGCUCUUCAAGCAAAGAGGUGUCGAGAUGUGACUGCCUUUGGACAGCCUGUCAGAGUGCCACACCUAUGUAUCUGGGGAAAAAAGUUGCCCCAGUUCUUUAAAUUGAUUUCAUCACAUUUUUCUGUAACUGAGAGCUUUUUGUCUAACAGCACUUUUAAGAUCUAGCCCUCAACACUGGUUUUUAUCGAAUGCAUAUUACCUCAUUUGUCAGUACUGUGUCUCAUAUGAGUUUCACUAUACGGCAUUUACAUUGAUAAACUCCACUGAUUUGUAAAAUAAAAUAAAAUGUUGGGAAAUAAAUUUAUUUAUGAUCACA